GGCCGAGGCGGGGCUGCGCAACGCGGCCGGGCGGUGCCGCCGGGGCUCGGCAUCCCCGUGACCGCGGAGCCCAAUCGUGGUGGCGCCGGGCCGGGCCGAGCCGUGCUGAGCCGAGCCGAGCCGAGCCGAGCCGUGCCGGGCCGUGCUGCUGGGGUGCCGCCGGCCGGGCACGGCGAGGUGCGGAGGAGGAAAGCGCAGCGCUGCGGGCUCCAUGGGGAUCGAGAGCUUGUGCAGCGCCGAUGCCUCCGAAGCCUUCUGGGAUUGGAAUCUGACAUGGCACACAGAAAAUCCAGACUUCACCCAGUGCUUUCAGAACACAGUUCUAGUCUGGAUUCCUUGCAUUUACCUGUGGGCCUGCUUCCCAGUGUACUUCCUAUAUCUUCGCUGCCAUGACAGGGGGUACAUCCAAAUGUCAAACCUCAACAAAGCCAAAACGGCUUUGGGCUUAAUACUGUGGGUAGUCUGCUGGGCAGACCUUUUCUACUCUUUCUGGGAAAGAAGUCAAAAUAUUUUUCGAGCUCCAUUUUUUCUCAUUAGCCCUACAGUAUUGGGUAUAACAAUGUUGCUUGCCACGUUUUUGAUACAAUAUGAAAGAAUGAAAGGAGUCCAGUCUUCAGGUGUAAUGACGAUUUUCUGGCUCAUCUCAUUGCUAUGUGCCACAGUAAUUUUUAGAUCCAAAAUAAUACUUGCCUUAAAUACGGGUGCUGAAGUGGAUGCAUUUCGUUAUGUCACCUUCUGCACAUACUUCAUCCUGUUACUUGUACAACUCAUACUGUGUUGUUUUCCAGAGCAACCACCUUUGUUUUCUGAGACAGUAAAUGAUCCUAAACCAUGUCCAGAGUUCAGUGCUUCUUUCCUGUCCAGAAUCACAUUCUGGUGGAUCACUGGGUUGAUGAUUCAGGGUUAUCGGAGACCUUUAGAAGCUAAGGAUUUGUGGUCAUUAAAUAAAGAGGACACAUCAGAAGAGAUAGUGCCAGGUUUGGCUAGAAACUGGGCAAAAGAGUGGGCAAAGACCAAGAGGCAGCCAUUAAACAUGUUAUACUCAUCCAAAAGGCAGCAAAAAUCAAGCGACUCAAAUGGUGAUGUGACAGAAGAGGCUGAAGCUUUGAUUAUAAAACCAUCUCAGAAGAACUAUGAGGCAUCUUUAUUCAAGGUGUUAUAUAAAACUUUUGGACCGUAUUUUCUCAUGAGUUUUCUGUUUAAAGCAGCACACGAUCUCUUGAUGUUUGCAGGCCCAGAAAUUUUGAAAUUGCUAAUCAACUUUGUAAAUGACAAACAUGCCCCAGACUGGCAGGGCUACUUUUAUACCGGGUUGCUGUUUGUUUGUGCCUGUCUUCAGACACUGAUUCUUCACCAGUAUUUUCAUAUUUGCUUUGUAACUGGAAUGAGGCUCAAAACAGCUAUUGUUGGUGUAAUUUAUCGAAAGGCACUCGUUAUCACAAAUUCUGCCAGAAAGACUUCUACUGUGGGUGAAAUUGUAAAUCUAAUGUCUGUGGAUGCUCAGAGAUUCAUGGACUUGGCCACCUAUAUAAACAUGAUUUGGUCUGCACCCCUCCAGGUGAUACUAGCAUUGUACUUACUGUGGCAGAAUUUAGGUCCUUCUGUACUGGCAGGUGUGGCUGUUAUGAUCCUUCUGGUUCCUAUAAAUGCAGUGAUGGCAAUGAAGACCAAAACCUAUCAGAAGGCGCAGAUGAAGAGCAAAGACAACAGAAUUAAGCUGAUGAAUGAAAUUCUCAACGGGAUUAAAGUUCUGAAACUUUAUGCUUGGGAAUUAGCCUUCAGAGAGAAGGUAUUAGAGAUCAGGCAGAAAGAGCUCAAAGUCCUAAAAAAAUCUGCUUACCUCGCUGCGAUGGCUACCUUCACUUGGGUUUGUGCUCCUUUUUUGGUUGCCUUGUCCACAUUUGCUGUGUAUGUCAAAAUAGACAAGAACAACGUCUUGGAUGCUCAGAAGGCAUUUGUAUCCCUAGCUUUAUUCAACAUCCUCAGGUUUCCUCUGAACAUGCUUCCUAUGGUUAUCAGCAGCAUAGUAGAAGCCAGUGUGUCCUUGAAGCGCCUUCGGGUGUUUCUGUCACAUGAAGAGUUAGAUCCAGACAGCAUAAUCAGGGGUCCCACCACAGACGCUGAAGGAAGUAUUAUUGUAAAGAAUGCAACAUUUAGCUGGUCCAGAAAUGAUCCUCCUUCACUGAAUAGCAUCAACUUCGCUGUUCCUGAAGGCUCCCUGAUAGCUGUUGUUGGUCAAGUUGGCUGUGGAAAGUCUUCAUUGCUGUCUGCAUUACUGGGGGAGAUGGACAAAAAGGAAGGCUAUGUGGUUGUCAAGGGCUCAGUAGCCUAUGUUCCUCAGCAAGCCUGGGUCCAAAAUGCGACUCUGAAAGAUAAUAUUAUUUUUGGGAGGGAGAUGAAUGAGAGCCGGUACAAGCGUGUGAUUGAGGCUUGUGCACUUCUGCCUGAUAUAGAGAUUCUUCCUACGGGAGACAGAACAGAAAUCGGAGAAAAGGGCGUCAAUUUGUCUGGAGGACAGAAACAGAGAGUCAGUCUUGCUCGGGCAGUUUACUGUAACGCAGAUGUCUAUUUAUUUGAUGAUCCUCUAUCAGCUGUUGAUGCGCAUGUUGGGAAACAUAUUUUUGAAAAAGUUAUUGGACCAAAAGGAAUCCUGAAAAAUAAAACACGGGUUUUGGUAACCCAUGCAGUCAACUAUCUGCCCCAAAUGGAUACAAUUCUGGUAAUGAGUGAUGGAGAAAUCUCUGAGAUGGGCUCUUACCAAGAGCUGCUGAAGCAAGAUGGAGCUUUUGCAGAGUUUCUUCGUACGUACGCGAAUGCUGAACAAAGCAUGGAGAACAGCGAUGCAAAUAGUCCAUCUGGAAAGGAAGGAAAGCCUGUAGAAAACGGAGCGAUUGUGAAUGAAGCCCCUGGAAAGUUGAUGCAUAGGCAGCUCAGCAACUCUUCAACAUACAGCAGAGAGACUGGGAAGUCACAGCACCAGAGCAGCACAGCAGAGCUGCAGAAGCCACUUGCAGAAAAGAAUUCCUGGAAAUUGACGGAGGCUGACACAGCAAAGACCGGGAGGGUAAAGGCAACAGUAUAUUGGGACUACAUGAAAGCUAUUGGACUCUUUAUCUCUUUUUUGAGCAUUUUCCUCUUCAUGUGUAACCAUAUAGCCUCCCUGGCUUCCAACUACUGGCUGAGUUUAUGGACAGAUGAUCCCGUUAUCAAUGGAACACAGCAGUAUACAAAUGUCAGACUGGGAGUGUAUGGAGCACUGGGAAUUUCUCAAGGUAUUGCUGUAUUUGGCUACUCGAUGGUUGUGUCAAUAGGGGGAAUAUUUGCUUCACGACACCUGCACCUUAACCUGCUGCACAAUGUCCUCAGGUCUCCAAUGAGUUUCUUUGAACGUACACCCAGUGGAAAUCUGGUGAACCGUUUCUCUAAGGAGAUAGAUACCAUUGACUCCACUAUUCCACCAAUCAUCAAGAUGUUCAUGGGCUCAACGUUUAACGUCAUUGGGGCUUGUAUCAUCAUUUUACUGGCCACACCUAUAGCUGCUGUCAUUAUUCCACCUCUGGGACUUGUCUACUUGUUUGUGCAGAGAUUUUAUGUGGCCACUUCUCGCCAGCUCAAACGCCUUGAGUCUGUCAGUCGUUCUCCUGUGUAUUCUCACUUCAAUGAGACCCUCCUGGGAGUCAGUGUAAUUCGAGCCUUUGAGGAGCAGAAACGUUUCAUAAAGCAGAACGACGUGAAAGUGGACGAAAAUCAGAAAGCUUAUUAUCCAAGCAUUGUGGCAAACAGAUGGUUGGCUGUCCGGCUGGAGUAUGUGGGGAACUGUAUUGUUCUCUUCGCGGCAUUGUUCGCAGUGAUUGCACGCAACAAGCUCAGUCCAGGACUGGUUGGCCUUUCAGUGUCCUAUUCACUGCAGAUUACAGCAUACUUAAACUGGCUAGUUCGUAUGUCAUCGGAGCUGGAAACCAACAUUGUUGCUGUAGAAAGAGUCAAAGAAUAUGCUGAAAUGGAGAAGGAGGCUGAGUGGAGCAUCGAACAAACUGCCCCAGCAAGCACCUGGCCUGAGGAGGGCAAGGUUGAGUUUCGAGGCUAUGGUUUACGCUACCGGGAAGACUUGGAUUUGGUUCUGAAAAACAUAAAUGUCACCAUAAAUGGGGGUGAGAAGAUAGGAAUAGUAGGAAGAACGGGAGCUGGAAAAUCCUCUCUUACUUUAGGCUUGUUUCGGAUCAAUGAAGCAGCUGAAGGAGAAAUUAUUAUUGAUGGAAUUAACAUUGCAAAGAUAGGACUCCAUGACUUGCGGUUCAAGAUCACCAUCAUUCCUCAGGAUCCAAUAUUAUUUUCUGGCUCACUGCGUAUGAACCUUGAUCCUUUUGACCAACACUCUGAUGAGGACAUUUGGAGGUCUUUGGAAUUGGCUCACCUGAAAAAUUUUGUAUCAGCCCUGCCUGAUAAACUUAAUCAUGAAUGUGCUGAAGGUGGAGAGAAUCUCAGUGUGGGACAGCGCCAGCUGGUGUGCCUGGCAAGAGCUCUGCUCAGAAAGUCCAAAAUCCUCGUUCUGGAUGAAGCCACAGCUGCUGUUGAUCUUGAAACGGAUAACCUCAUACAGUCAACGAUCAAGUCUCAAUUUGAGGAGUGUACUGUUUUAACUAUAGCACAUCGUCUGAACACAAUCAUGGACUACACAAGAGUUUUAGUCCUGGACAGAGGCGAAGUGGUGGAGUGUGGUAGCCCAGACAACCUCCUUCAGGAAAAAGGCAUUUUCUAUAGCAUGGCCAAAGAUUCAGGAUUGGUGUAGGAUUUGAACGUGAUGGGGAAAAAGGAGAUGAUACGUUCAAAGAACUAUGACUUCCCCUGGGCUGGUAUGAAUUGUACAGUUCAGUUUCAGACCUAAUGAAGUCAGCCAGAGCACAGCAAUGGAAGUAACGUAAAAAUGCAAUAUUUUUUUCUUCUCCUUUCUAUUGAUUUUAGCCAGCUUUAGGAGAAGUGCAUGCAUUGUGCAAAAGCACUUCAAAGACUUUUAGUUCUUCUUGCCUGACAUCUGUCAUUAUAUGCUCAAAUAUAAGGUGGAGUGAUUCACCAGAGAAGUUCAGAGAAGCUUUUUCUUUUCAUCUGCCUUUAUGUUCGGAAGCCCCUUUUUGUUUAAAGUAUUUCUGCAAAUGCUAGCUAUUUGCUUGUUUGCUGAUUCCUCAUUUGAUGAGCCAUCUGUUGUGGGAUGCACUUGGAACAUUUUAUGGCAUAUAGUCCUAUAGUCCAAAGAUUUUCUUCUUGUGAAAUAAUGCGUGCCAGAUUUUCUCAUUAUGGCAUUUACUGUACAUGGUUAAUGCUUUUAUGCAUUCUCCUAAAGGUUUCACAUGUGUUUACAGUGUACAGCAGCAAGUUCACCAGACUAUGUCAGUAGUGCUGAUGUGAAGAAGCACAGUCAACUUCAAAACAGUAUUUAAGCAUGUUUGGAAUGACAAUCACUCCAAAACCAAACUCUUGCAGCAGUUGGUAUGUUGCAGUGUGUGGUACCUGGUUUUACACCCGGUUCACUCAGGAAUUCUGACUUGGGUGGAGAAUCCUGGUUAUACCUGGGGGGACUAGACUGAGAAGUCAGGAUUUGCUUGAGCAGAGGUUGCAGGCUCAGCAUGAUACUGAUUGUAAUACCCUUGGCUUUAGGAGUUCUGUGCUUUAAUAAAAGCUCUACCACAUCAAGGACCAUUAGCCUUAUAUCAAAGACACAUGCCCUUCAUGCUGCUGCUGUUGACUCUUAAAUCUUCUGGGAAACUGUUCUGUUACAGUAGCUUAAAAAAAAACAAACACAAAAACCCCCAAAACAAAAAGCCAAGAACUGUGUUAGUUUUUACAUUGUGUGUCAGAGGUGUCUAAGAAUUCAAUCAGCAGAGGAGUCUUAUUUGCAAGAUCUUUGCUUGAAUGUUCAGUUUUUUGUGGAAAGAAAAAAAGUUGCGUUUCUUAUGUUAUAAUUAGUCUUGUAUUAAAGGAAAAUGCUGGAAGAAGGCAAGCUAAUCCAGAUGGACCCAACUGUUCAGUACUCUGAGAAUGUGGACUUGAUGUUGCUGAUAUUAAUGCUAGACAGUUGUCUUCUUUAGAGUAAAGCUAUUUAUUUUUUUGUAAAUUAUGGUUCUGAAAUUGAAUAGACUGAAAUUUUCUUUGGUAUUUUUUUGUAAUGACUAUACAAAUAUUUGCAAAGAACUUGCAGUAAAAAAAGUUUGAAAGAUAAA
Cygnus atratus (black swan) is the source of this 6215-nucleotide messenger RNA. RefSeq names its product multidrug resistance-associated protein 1. The transcript is spliced from 31 exons. The coding region runs from base 212 to 4789 and encodes 1525 amino acids. Gene Ontology annotation, biological process: xenobiotic transport; glutathione transmembrane transport. Gene Ontology annotation, molecular function: ATP binding; glutathione transmembrane transporter activity; ABC-type xenobiotic transporter activity. NCBI's taxonomy places the organism in Eukaryota, Metazoa, Chordata, Aves, Anseriformes, Anatidae. Gene Ontology annotation, cellular component: basolateral plasma membrane. The record is from RefSeq and is a predicted model, not a curated record.